Aspergillus welwitschiae is the source of this 1500-nucleotide messenger RNA. Its product is annotated as ribonucleotide-diphosphate reductase subunit RNR2. NCBI's taxonomy places the organism in Eukaryota, Fungi, Ascomycota, Eurotiomycetes, Eurotiales, Aspergillaceae. The record is from RefSeq and is a predicted model, not a curated record. Gene Ontology annotation, molecular function: oxidoreductase activity. The transcript has 4 exons. Gene Ontology annotation, biological process: deoxyribonucleotide biosynthetic process. The coding region runs from base 101 to 1291 and encodes 396 amino acids.
UCACAUCCCACCACCAGCUCAGUCUAUAGGAGUGUUUCUGUGUCUGUGUGAUCAAUUCCUCUUCUACUUUUAUCUCUUUCACUCACACACACCCAACACAAUGUCUGUACAACUCACUCCCUCCAAGCAGGCUGCUUCCUCCCUCGAGAACCUCAAGAUGAGCGACUCGCCUGUCAAGAAGCUCAACUUCGGUGGCAAGGAGAACGCGCCUGCCGCCGUUGACGUGACUGCCGACAAGCCCGUCGAGAAGCCCGUCGAAGCCCCCAAGGUUGCGCCCGGUAUCAAGGAGAUGGAGGCCAGCGAGCCUCUGCUUCAGGAGAACCCCCACCGUUUCGUCCUUUUCCCCAUCAAGUACCAUGAGAUCUGGCAGAUGUACAAGAAGGCCGAGGCCUCUUUCUGGACCGCCGAGGAAAUCGAUCUGUCCAAGGAUUUGCACGACUGGCACAACCGCCUGAACGACGACGAGCGCUACUUCAUCUCCCACGUUCUCGCGUUCUUCGCUGCCUCCGAUGGCAUUGUCAACGAGAACCUUGUCGAGCGCUUCAGCGGCGAGGUCCAGGUUCCCGAGGCUCGUUGCUUCUACGGAUUCCAGAUCAUGAUGGAGAACAUCCACUCCGAGACCUACUCUCUCCUGAUCGAUACCUACAUCAAGGAGCCCAAGCAGCGCACCUACCUCUUCGACGCUAUUGAUACUAUCCCCUGCAUUGCCAAGAAGGCCGAUUGGGCCAUUAAGUGGAUCCAGGACAGGGAGUCGACCUUCGCUCAGCGUCUCGUUGCUUUCGCUGCCGUUGAGGGUAUCUUCUUCUCCGGCUCCUUCGCUUCCAUCUUCUGGCUCAAGAAGCGUGGUCUCAUGCCUGGUCUCACCUUCUCCAACGAGCUCAUCUCUCGUGACGAGGGUCUGCACACCGAUUUCGCUUGCCUGCUGUUCUCCCACCUGAACAACCGCCCCAGCAAACAGGUUGUUGAAGACAUUAUCGUCGAGGCCGUCGGCAUUGAGCAGGAGUUCCUGACUGACGCUCUGCCCGUUGCUCUGCUGGGCAUGAACUCUAAGCUGAUGUGUCAGUACAUCGAGUUUGUCGCGGACCGCCUGCUGGUGGCCCUCGGCAACAAGAAGUACUACAACGCCACCAACCCCUUCGACUUCAUGGAGUCGAUCUCGCUGGCGGGUAAGACCAACUUCUUCGAGAAGCGGGUAGGUGACUACCAGAAGGCUGGUGUCAUGGCCAGCACGAAGAAGGAAGAGGAGGUCAAGACCAACAGCAACGGCCUCAGCUUCGAUGAAGACUUCUAAACACCGAAAAAAUGAUGCCACUAUACCCGGUUGUUGGCACCAGCCACGAUAUGUUUGAUUCUGGGUGUUUACGAGGAUAUUUGAUUAUACGCAUGGGAUUGGCGUUUGUUGGAUGGGAUUGAUUCUUUUUCUUUUUCUUAUAAUGUUAAUGCUUGACUCUUGUAUUUAGAGAAAUGUACAUUGGAUAUUUUCUAUAUUGACUAUUUCUG